AGUUUCCGAAUAAAAUGUGUACAAACAAGGUGUUCGAGUGUCGAUACUGCUGAGCGAUGAUGGCGAAUCUAUUAAAAAGGACGUUCAGCGGCAGUAGCAGGGCGUCCGGGGAUGCGGGCGAGGAGGCCGUGAGCCGGGACGGAGCCGGCAUGGACCGCUGGCAGACCACGCUCGAGGACAUGAUACACCUGCGCUCCUCCAACAACCAGACUUUCAAAGACAACUACUGGGCGCAGAACGGCUUUGACGAGUUGCGUCGCUACGUGAAACAAGGCAGCGACUUCAGCAAAGAACUGGCCUCCAUUUUACAAGAAAGAGUUGAAGCAGAGAACUACUACUCAAAAUGCCUAACAAAACUCAGCACGAAGUUAAGCAAAGCGUGCAAGGAGAGCGUCGGCUCGUGCGCCGAGUCGUGGAAGCAUGUAGCCUUAGAAAUGGAAAAACGUUCAGAAAUACACAGAAAUUAUUCGAGUGCUCUUACCGAAGAACUCGUUAAACCAAUGAAACACGUCAUAGACAGUCAGCUUAAACUAAGGAAGAAGAUCGAAGGAAACGUGGACAAAACGACGCGAACUCUGGCCGACUGGAGGUCUGCAGAGGCCAAGUCUAAGCGUCAAUCGCACGCUGCGGCGCGCGAGAACGAGAAGCUUCAAGACGCCUCGCUGGACGCCAGCCGCAUGUCGCGUAGCUCGAGCGUAGGCCACAUCCCGCACUCCAUCCUGAGCGCGGCGCGCGCAGAGCGCACCAACAACCCGACCAACGAAAGAGACGCCGCGAAGUUGCAGGUGAAGAAGAGGAAGACCGAGGACGCCGUAAAGAAAGCGGAGGUGGAAUACUAUAAUGUUUGCGUUCAGGCAGAAAGGGCGAGGUUGGAAUGGGAAACAAGCGUCGUGAAAGGUGCGGGCAUGCUGGAAUCUCUCGAGGAGGAGAGGCUCGCUCAGCUGAAGAGCUCCGCCGACUGCUACCUGAGGCUGACGGCGGCCGUCCCACCGCAGCUGGCUGAGGCCACGAACGCGCUCGUAGGGCCGAUCAAGAACGCGAACGCGAACGUGGACAUGCGCGUGGUGCGUGGCGUGCGUUCGGCUCCGGCGGGCGCCAGCGAGCAACUGCUGCCCGACUUCUACUGCGAGCACACCACACUGGCCAUGAACAGGGAGCGGCGGAAGCAGGCACUACUCAAAAUCAUGCAAUUAGUGAAACAAGACAUAGACAGAGAACGCAAGUCAAAACAAGGCCUUGAGAAGUUGUCUAUGGCUAUAAAACAAACGCCUACUUUUGGCAGCGAUGAUUCCCAGCAAAACGUCGCCGACAAAUUGUAUCAUAUGAGAUCGAUGUUAACGUACUUGGAAGCAGUGCGGUACAAAAUAACGUCGAGCCUGAACGAGCUCGACAGCAGACCGCCCACGCAGCACCCGCUGGCGACGCACAUACAAGUCGUCAGAGAUAAACAGGGGCUCCAACAGAGCAUUCUAAAGAUUCCACCAUGGCUGCAAGAGGACUAUCAAAACGAGGUGAACAAGAACCUACAGCCGAGCUACACGGCACUCUCGAAGAGCGUUCACGGCGAGGAACGGGAGCGACGCGACUCCAUAAUGAGCCGCGCCUCCAGCAAACUGCGUAUCGAGCACCUGCCCUUCCGCCGUGACAAGAGCGAGCCCGCUCCCCCCCCACCCGACAGUCCGCUCGACUGGAGUGAGCGCGGCGCCGGGGAUGGCCUCUCCACCCAGCAGGACAGCGACUUUGACGAGUUCUCGUCGCAAAGCGACAGCUCGUCGGAUCUGAGGGACGUGGGCAGCAGUGCCGCCACCGACGAGCAGUUACAGAAGUAUGUCGGCAAGUGUCGCGCGCUCUACGCGUACGAAGCUCGCCUCGACGACGAGCUGACACUGGCUCCGGGUGACAUUAUAAACAUAUACGAGAAGCAGGACGAGGUCUGGUGGAGCGGGGACCUGAAUGGUUCGUUCGGGAUCUUCCCCUCCUCGUACGUCGAGGAGAUCACCUCGUGCAUAUAAGGUCUACGGUAACGCUUCAGGGCUGUGCGUGACAUUCAAAACCAAAACAUUAAUGUUUCACGGUAGGUCGGAGGACGUCCGAUGUUAUUAUAAAGUCAAUUAAUAAUAAUAAUAAUAAAAUAAUUUAUCCUACAAAUCGAUUAACUUUACAAAGUCAUUGUAAAAUAAUUUGCGGACUGACACGUGUGUGUAUUGAUUCAUGAUUGAUUGUGUUUUUAAUUAUGAAGUUCUCAGUUAUUUUAAAUCACAGUAACAUUGUUAUAAAAUCAUUAAUUUAUGAGGCAGCUACAGAGAAAUACGAACAGAACUACUUUAUUCACUUCUUCAAUGUUUUCUUAAGUAUAAGUAUUGAAAUGAAAUGAAUUUCAGCAAGUCAUCUGUGGCCGACAACCCACACAAAUAGAAAAUAAUCGCUUUUCUAUUUUAAACUACUAUCCUAUACAACGUAGACUGAAAUAUCACAUCAUGAAAGUGUUUUAAUCUCAGAAAUUAAAAUAUAUUUUGUUUCUUUUAUUACAAAUUUAUUUGUACUUUUAGAUCAGAACCGAAUGAGGUUAAAGCGUCAACGCACGGAUUAUUAGACAUCCGAGCUCAGUAACAUUGACCGAGAUCAUGUUUGACUCGAGUCUUAGAAGCGUGUUUCCAAAAUUAGAUAUAUUUUUUUAGAACGAAGUGUUAACGGUCAGUUACAUAAGCGGUGCUCAUGAAAAAAUCUGCGCUGUCACAUCCGCAGCGCCUGCACACUUGACUAAUAUUUUUUGAUAAAAAAAGCACAAAAUCUACAUAUUAAUGCAGUCAAAUUAGUCACGCUGACGUGUACAAUUAUUUAAGAGGCGUGCUAAUUUUUAUACUACUGUUAAGUGACCUUGCAAAUGUUUCCCUGCACAAAUAGCAUUUAUGGAAAUUUAAUACUUAAUCAGUCGUAACGUCGUAUAGAUCUGCACCAAUUUUCAGCUCGAUGGAAUAAUGGCUAAGUUAUUAUUUUUGUGUUUUAUUUUGACUGAGUAAUAAAACUAUAUGAAAUAAAUGAAAAUUAAACGUAUAUCGCGGUUAAGUAAUCGUUAGUCGUUGAUAAACAUCGACGUUGCUCGUACGGUGUUGUUAGCCUCCGAGCCGAGCGCUCGGGAUGCGAUAACCUGCAAUAUCUGCGGAAGCGUGCUGGAGUAAAUCAUUAUGUUGUAAACUUAAACCAAAGUAUUCUAUGUAAUAAACAAAUGGUGAUAAUUAUAAAUAA
Molecule: messenger RNA, 3246 nt
Organism: Melitaea cinxia (Glanville fritillary)
Lineage: Eukaryota; Metazoa; Arthropoda; Insecta; Lepidoptera; Nymphalidae
Gene: Nost
Product: nostrin
Exons: 14
Coding region: 57-2012 (651 amino acids)
Cellular component (GO): plasma membrane; cytoplasm
Molecular function (GO): protein binding
Source: RefSeq, a predicted model, not a curated record